CUCAUGUCGAUCGCUGUCGAUGCGGCUUCGACUCAUCUCUACGUGCCCGGGCUUCGCGAAAACAUAUUGAUGCCGCCUUGAAAGAGGGGGCAACUCCAGCUGAGAUAAUCGAGGUGAUUGAAGUGGCGGGGACAUUGGGCAUCCAUGCUUGCAAAAUCGAGGUCCCCUUACUUGUCGAAGUAAUGAAAGAGGAGGGCAUAUAUGACAAACACGCUAGUGUCGGCAAACCUUUUGAUGAGAAGCGAGAGAAGUUGAAAGCAGACUUUACGAAGAACAGAGGGUACUGGCAUCCCUGCCUGGAAGGAUCUCUUAGCGCUGGAUCCGGAAUUCUUUGAGGCGUGUCUGAAUUUCUCAUCUUUGCCCUGAACUGAAGGAUGUAGACAGCUCGGGUCAGGGAGGUGGCGGGUUGAAGCCCAAGUUGGUAUACUGUGCGUUCGAUGCUGCCCCCACCACCUUUAGGUUCCAGGAUUAAAGCUGCACAUGAAGACCGUCCUGAAGCAUGGUGCAACACCGGAAGAAAUCAUGGAGCUUUUGGAAAUUGCAACUCAACUCAUUCUGCAUACGUCGAAUAUCGGUGCGCCCAUCCUGGCAGAGCGAUUGGGCAAAUCAUGA
Messenger RNA from Cladophialophora psammophila CBS 110553, 612 nucleotides. RefSeq lists its product as uncharacterized. The transcript has 2 exons. The record is from RefSeq and is a predicted model, not a curated record. The annotation marks the transcript as partial. NCBI's taxonomy places the organism in Eukaryota, Fungi, Ascomycota, Eurotiomycetes, Chaetothyriales, Herpotrichiellaceae.